GAAAACGGAAUUGACUACCUUAGCCAGUGUGCGAGCGGCUUGUCGCCUCCCCAAGAGAACGCCCAGACGACCCCAUGGAUGGCAGAAACCGCACAGCAAGCGAGGACUCCGACCUUGAGGAAGAAAUGAUGCGCGUCAACGUGUUCGACUACGAGUGGAGGCGUCAGAUGCACGUGGGUGAUCUUGUGGACGCCCAGAACAUCUUCGGCAAUUGGUGUCCGGCCAGAGUCCUGCAGAUUGCAGAUGGAGAAGUUCUGCUCCAAUUUCUUAAUAUGCACGAGUCAUGGCACCAAUGGUUGCAGCUGGACUCGGGUCGUCUGGCACAACAGGGCACCAAGGCUCGGAAUGACAGUGCUCCAAUUCGACAAGCGCAGCAGAUUGAAGUGCGUCCUGGCGGGGGCAACAGCAGCUUGUGGAAGGAGGCACUCGCAGUGAGAGCAGGUGGAGGGUCGGUGUUAGUGAGAUACCCUGGACGUGAUCAAAAGUUCGAUGAGUGGAUUCAAUUCACGCCCACAAAAGUGGCACCGGCUGGAGAGCACUUGCAACACCGUGGACGUGGGACUAUGCUCGAGCAGCGAAAGCUGGCUGUGGAUGCGCCGAACAUGACACAUCGACGCGUCAUCCAAGCGCAGAAUCCGAGAUUUACACACUACCGAGACUCGUUGCAGGCGACAUUGGGGCUGCGGAUUUACGACAUCGAAGGCGAUGGCAAUUGUCUUUUCCGCUCGGUGAGUCAUCAGGUGUAUGGCGAUGAUAGUCACCACGCUCUUGUACGUGCAGCGUGUAUGAAUUACAUGGAGAGCGAGAAGGAAUACUUCGAACCUUAUGUGGUGGGCGACAUGGCUGCAUUCAUGCGGUACUUGCACUAUAAGAGACGGGAUGGUGUCUGGGGAGACGAUCCGGAGCUGCAAGCUUUAUGCGAGCUAUACGACCGUCCUGCCGAAGUGUUUGCCUACGAUCCACAACAAGGUUUCCGAAAGCUUCGGUGCUUUCACGAGAAUAGCGCCCUCGCUCGCUCUAGACCUCCUAUUCGGUUAAGCUACUACGGAGGAGGUCACUACGACUCUCUUAUGGGGUCUGACCAUCAAGCAAAUUUAAUCCGAGAGACGCCAGGGCAGUGGGAACAACGACACAUCGGAUACUCGCACCGUAUCAACUCGCGUGAAACACGUGACGACGUCUCCGGUGUGGAGCAAGAAGUACAGGCUCAGUCAGACCGCGAACGCACAGAAGUGGAGCAACUGGAACAAGUCCUAAUGCAAUCUCGAAACGAGUUCGACGCCAUGGACAGGAGCUUAGAGGAGACACUGAAACUAUCGCUAGCAGAGCAUGGAGAAGCUGCGCCCGCACAGGCUCAUCGCGAGCGUGAAGAGAUCGCCGAAGCUACACGAGAAAGUGAGAUGGCAGCCAUCCAAGCUGAGCUGGUAGCCAAGGCUAAAGCCGAGUCAGAAGAGGAGCAGAUGAAGUCUGCGAUCAAAGCGUCAUUAGGUGGCCACGGUACGGAUUUCGACGCGCAAAUGACUGCAGCACUUCAAGCGUCUCUAGGAGAUGUUGGAUCUAACAUUCCUACAAGUGGCAUCGAGGAUUAUGACGAACAAUUGCGAUGGGCCAUGGAGUUGUCCGCUCAAGAGUAUACACCACCGUCACAGGGGUUUGGAAUGUACGGCGAUGAGUCCGCCAACACGGACGAAAUGGAUGAGCUCCAACGUGCAAUUCAAGCCUCGCUGGAACGAUCCUGA
Messenger RNA from Phytophthora infestans T30-4, 1739 nucleotides. RefSeq lists its product as uncharacterized. Gene Ontology annotation, molecular function: K63-linked deubiquitinase activity; cysteine-type deubiquitinase activity. Gene Ontology annotation, biological process: protein deubiquitination. The record is from RefSeq and is a predicted model, not a curated record. Bases 75 to 1739 code for a protein of 554 amino acids. The transcript is spliced from 5 exons. Lineage: Eukaryota; Oomycota; Peronosporomycetes; Peronosporales; Peronosporaceae.